Messenger RNA from Ficedula albicollis (Collared flycatcher), 1036 nucleotides. It is a transcript of the gene C1QL2, whose product is annotated as complement component 1, q subcomponent-like 2. The record is from RefSeq and is a predicted model, not a curated record. The annotation marks the transcript as partial. NCBI's taxonomy places the organism in Eukaryota, Metazoa, Chordata, Aves, Passeriformes, Muscicapidae. The transcript is spliced from 2 exons. Gene Ontology annotation, molecular function: protein binding.
GGGGGGGGGGGGGGGGGGGGGGGGGGGGGGGGGGGGGGGGGGGGGGGGGGGAGCGCCGCCUUCAGCGGGCCGCGCAUCGCCUUCUACGUGGGGCUCAAGAGCCCCCACGAGGGCUACGAGGUCCUCAAGUUCGACGACGUGGUGACCAACCUGGGCAACCACUACGACCCGGCCAGCGGCAAGUUCACCUGCCAGGUGCGCGGCAUCUACUUCUUCACCUACCACAUCCUCAUGCGCGGCGGCGACGGCACCAGCAUGUGGGCCGACCUCUGCAAGAACGGCCAGGUGCGGGCCAGUGCCAUCGCCCAAGACGCAGACCAGAACUACGACUAUGCCAGCAACAGCGUGGUGCUGCACCUGGACUCCGGCGACGAAGUGUAUGUCAAGCUGGAUGGAGGCAAAGCACACGGAGGCAACAACAAUAAGUACAGCACUUUCUCUGGCUUUCUUUUAUACCCUGAUUAACACACGAGUGACGCGACUCAACUGGCCCUGCCACUGAUGCACAUGGGGCUGUUUGGCAAUUCCAUACCCCGUCGUGCUGCUGUUCCUGCUGGUGUCCACUGUCUCCGCAGGUCACUUUAGCUUCAUUAUCAGUUUGUACCUUUUUAUUUUCACCCUUGUGGAAACGAAAUAGAAAUGAAACAAAGUGAACCCCUUCCUUAUUCUCCCCAUUUCUUCUGACCCCCCCACUCCCUUUGUCUGCCUGAGUGUUUCGUGUGUCACACGAGGAACUUGGCAGCUUGAAACUCUCAAGUGGUUCCAGGAGGGUUUAAAAGAUCCCAGAGUUUGGACUGUGUCACACACGGAAUUUGAACAGGUCACGUUUUUUCAUCAAUAAGUAUUAAUGACGAUGAUGAAUUUUCAGCUCAACUAUUCACAAAGUGGGACUGGAUCAUAACUGUUUUUUCCUCUGCUGCUUUGUAUGGGGUCAAGUGUAAACUUUUCUUUCUGUGCAAUGCAAUGCUCGUGUGAAUGGUGGUGUCAUUAACGUCAAACCUGUUUCUGUCUGCAAAAGAAUUUGGUCAUUGACCAC